Messenger RNA from Patiria miniata (bat star), 2660 nucleotides. RefSeq lists its product as uncharacterized. Bases 127 to 2133 code for a protein of 668 amino acids. The record is from RefSeq and is a predicted model, not a curated record. Lineage: Eukaryota; Metazoa; Echinodermata; Asteroidea; Valvatida; Asterinidae. The transcript has 11 exons.
GGCCAUCGACAGCAUUUGCUAAAAAGUUUCUUUCUGCUGCAUGCUGUCAAUUUGUUCUCGAUCUGGCCAGCCGUAAAUGUGUUAGUUAGAUAAUUAACAAUUUGUUGCAAUACCGUCAUCAAUACAAUGGCUUGUACUGAAGUGACAUGUAAACGUUUGGACGUCAGUUUAAUAGCAGUUUUAUUUUUACUUUUUGUGCAAAACUUCGACAAAAGUUUCAGCCAAGACACUGUGGAGUCUGUUGUGACAUUUCACGAAGCGACAACUCGUUUCUGGCCGGCUCCGGAUCCAAAUCGCUUCGGCGUUGCCUCAAACCUCCAUAACGGUGCUGCGAAAAGUCAGGAGAGAUUCACUAGAAACCUGUCAUCCAGUUUCAAGACAAAAGACGGUCGUUCUGUGGCCGUUUUUGACGAUGUUUUGGAGUACAAGACGCAGACUACUUUGCAAGACUACAUCCAUUUGGCUGGAGUGUGGAGGUUUCAUGGUUACAACAGAUCAACUCAUGACAGAAACUCAAGAGGUUCAAGCGGCAUUCCUUGGAUGUCUUCAUUUGAUACAGAAACAUUUGCCAACUCGGAGACAGGCAGACGUAUGCUCGGCCUGGUGACCAAUUUAUCUCAAGCUUGGCAGAGGAGUGAUGAUGACAACAAAUUUGAACCUUACAAAGUUGUCUGUAAUAUCCUGAGAAGGGGUGAUAUCAUCUACCCGCACCGAGAUGCUCAAAACAAGGAGACUGAGCUCACGGCCCUGCUGUACUUGAACCAACUCUGGCGUAAGAACGAUUACGGAGAACUGCUGUUCCUAGAGGAGAGUGACGUGUUUGCGACCAUCGGUCCAAAGUUCAACAGGGUUGUCGUUUGGGACAGUUCAAUCGACUACCUGACCAGACCGCCAAGCAUGGCAUUCAAGCAGUCACAAUUCUUUCUGAUGGUCCACUACACUCGGAAUCACACCAAAGCACAACAGUACAAGCAAGCUAGAAUACAAAGCACGGCAGAACGGAAACAGGCAGAAGCCGACUUGUUUGCCACAAUGAACAAGCCUGUCUCAGAAAGCUUGGAUAUUGGAAGUCACGUCACCAUGAAAUAUGUGGCGAAAAACAGCAAAAAGGUCUUUGUGUUUGACGACCUCUUUAGCUCAGAGGAUCUGGACAAACUGCGAAAAUUCACUGCCAAUCAUGGUAAUUACUUCUUUGAUGACAGCAUAGAUAGUGACAGCGAUAACGUUCAGUGGAUAGCAGGAUUCAACAUUGAUGACUUUGUACAGAGUAGAAUGUGGAACAUCACUAGACAGGUGGCAAGAUAUGUAUCAGGCACUGAUAAGUGGUUUCCAUAUGACAUCGCCUGCAACAUCAUCCGAGCCUAUGACCACACCCGCAUCCAUGAGGAUUGUGAGAAGAAAGAAGAUGAAUGGACGUUCCUUCUUUACCUGACACCAAACUGGACGGAGAAUUACUACGGCGAGACGGUGUUCAGAGAAAAUAAUAGAGACGACUCGGAGUAUGUAGCAAGCGUUGUACCGCGUUACGGUCGUGUGGCCAUCUUCCAAGGCAUCAUUCCCCACUCGGCCCGGCCACCCAGUACCCUCUACACAGGAGCAAGGUUGAGUUUUGCCGUCAAGCUUUCUGUCAAUCCUUGGGUAGCCAGAGUCAAGAUGUUGAAGCAGGAAUUCGCUCACGAGGAAAGCAUGCAUCAAUCAGUCCUGUCUAUCCUGAAAUAUUACAACGAUGCAAGUUUUGAGGCUCGUUACAAGAAGCAGCUGAUCAGCACAGCUCAAGACAUCAUGGAAAUAGAGCAAGAGCAGAGAUUGAGAUAUCUGAAGGAUCUACAGGAGUUACAUCUGACUGGAGAAGAUGCUGACAGAGAAAGAGAGGAAGAAGACGAUGAGGAUGAUGAUGAUGAUGAUGAUGGUGAUAGGGAAGAGGAGGGGGGAGAUUUUGAUUUUGAGGAAAGUUAUCAACGGGACGAUGAAAAUGAGUUUCCAGAAAUCAAUCUACGUAAAGAGUACAUCUACAAUCUGAUUAAGACGCUGAACCCUGAUGCAGAGGCCUUAGCGACACACUACGCACAAUUCCUUAAAGACCGAGAGGUCAUGACCCAGAGGUACAUGCAAGAAAUUGCUCAACUCUUCUGAUAAUCCCAACCUUAAUUAGUUCGUUUUAAGCGGCAAAACACAGUGAUGUGACUUCCACCUAGACUGGCUAACAUUGCAUUGAUCUAUUAAAUUGCAUCGACAGUAGUUUUUUUUUACAGUUUGACCGUGGCGGUUGUAGUUACGUGCCAACCUUGCCAUCUUUGUGUGGAUCUGAAAAUAAAUGAGGUUCAGACAAUGCAGGUUGUGUGAACCUUGUGUGGACUAAGCCAGGUCCACAUAAGGUUUUCCUUUCUCUGGAAAACAGUUUUAGAGGCAGUUUUGGGGUUAGGGUUAUCUGUCGCAAAAUGAAGAGGUACACUCAAGGAAAUUGUGAUGAAAAAGAUUGGGUUGAACAUGUUGAAAGAGUGUUCACAGUUCGUGUAAAAUAAGUUUUUUCUUUUACCCACUCGAAGACAUAGGAAUGUCCACACUAGAUGUAGGUAUGUAAGGUAUAGGCCUGUGUGCACAUAUACAUGUAUGUACCGUUACAUGUACAUGCAGUUGUAGACUAUAUUUUUUUGCAAUAA